GAAUGUCUGAACAACCACGGGGAAGGGGGAAGGCCCGCGGGCGCGCCGGACGAGGGUCGCAGGAGGGCGGGCAGGCGCCGCGGCGGCCGGGCGAGCCGGCGCCGGGCGGGCCGCGGCCGCAGCCGCCGGCGGCCUGGGGCCCGCCGUCCGUGGCGCCGCCCGUGCGCGCCGGCGUGCCCGCCGUCGCCGCGCCGGCCGGCCGCGCCUCGCACAGGACCACGCCGUCCACCCACGCGCAUCCGGGGGAUGUGGACAUUCAGCAGCGCAUGCAGACGUUGGACAUAGGCCAGGGGGGCCCGGGAGGCUCAGGUGAGCCCGGCGGAGUGGUGAGCGGUCGCGGCUCGCGCCGUGGUGGCGGCAGGGUGCUCCCAGAGAACGUCAUGAUUCUCCGCACCCGCCCUGAUCAGUUGCAAUCGAAAAAAGGGUCUUUCGGCGACCCACUGGAGUUAAUGGCGAAUUAUUUCACCGUCCACUCCACGCCGCAGUGGCGCCUGUACCAGUACCACGUGGACGUGGACCCCGAGGAGGACAGCACCGGCACCCGCAAGGCGCUGCUGCGUGUCCACGCCAACACUCUAGGAGGGUAUAUAUUUGACGGCUGCGUCCUGUACACCGUCAAGAAGCUGCACCCCAACCCUUUGGAGUUGUACUCCGACCGUAGGACGGACGGGCAGCGUAUGAGACUUCUCAUCAAGCUUACCCAAGAUGUCGCACCGGGUGACUACCAUUACCUACAGAUUUUCAAUCUGAUCAUCAGAAAGUGUUUUUACAAGCUGAACUUGCAGUUGAUGGGCAGGGACUUUUUCGACCCUGAUGCUAAGGUUGACAUCCCAGAAUACAAGCUCCAAAUUUGGCCCGGCUACAAGACAACAAUAAAUCAAUAUGAGGACCGCCUCCUUAUGGUGACCGAGAUCACCCAUAAAGUGCUGCGCAUGGACACGGUUUUGCAAAUGCUGCAAGAAUAUGCCCAAACCAAGGGCGCCAACUUUAAGAAAAUUUUCGUGGAAGACGUGGCGGGCAAAAUCGUGAUGACCGACUACAACAAGCGAACCUACCGCGUAGAUGACGUGGCCUGGAACGAGUCUCCGUCGUCCACAUUCAAAAUGAAGGAGCAGACCAUAUCCUAUAUGGACUACUAUAAAACUAAAUACGACAUCCGCAUCAACGACGCUCGGCAGCCGCUGCUGAUCUCCCGCUCGAAGCCGCGCGAGAUCCGCGCCGGCAUGCCCGAGCUGGUGUACCUGGUGCCCGAGCUGUGCCGCCAGACCGGCCUCUCCGACGAGAUGCGCGCCAACUUCCAGCUCAUGAAGGCCAUGGCCGUCCACACCAAGAUCGGCCCCGAUACCAGGAUACAGAAGCUGCUCGCAUUCAACAGGCGCUUUACGCAGAACAAGGAGGUGGUCGCGGAACUGGGGACAUGGGACCUGAAAUUAUCCAAUGAACUAAUCAAGUUCAAAGGCCGUCUACUCCCGCCGGAGAACAUCACGCAGGGCGACGGGCGGAAAUACCCCGCCGGCCUCACCACUGAAGGCUGGACUAGAGACAUGAGGUCUCGGCCUCUGCUCUCUUUCGGGCCGUGCCCCUCGUGGGUGGUGAUCACGCCGGAGCGCCAGCGCCGCGACGCCGAGGCCUUCGUGGCGCUCAUUAUGAAGACUGGCAGCGGGGCCGGCUUCAGAAUGCCGCAACCGGAAGUUGUGUCCAUCCAGCGUGACGGGUCGAUGGAGUACGCCAACAUGUGCGAGAAUGUAAUCGCCAAGAAAAAUCCGGCCCUCAUUCUGUGCGUCUUGGCAAGACAGAUGGCGGACAGGUACGAAGCGAUCAAGAAGAAGUGCACGGUGGACCGCGCCGUGCCCACGCAGGUGGUAUGCGGCCGCAACAUGACGUGCAAGUCCGCCAUGUCCAUCGCCACCAAGGUGGCCAUACAGAUCAACUGUAAGCUGGGCGGCGCGCCGUGGACGGUGGACAUCCCGCUGCCGAACCUGAUGGUGAUCGGGUACGACGUGUGCCACGACACGCGCAGCAAGGAGAAGAGCUUCGGCGCCUUCGUGGCCUCCAUGGACCGCCAGCAGACGCGCUACAUCUCCUCCGUCAACGCGCACACCUCCGGCGAGGAGCUCUCCUCGCACAUGGGCUUCAACAUCACCGUCGCGCUGAAGAAGUACCGAGAGAUCAACCAAAAGCUGCCGUCGCAUAUCAUCAUUUACCGUGACGGGGUGGGCGACGGACAAAUCCCGUAUGUGCAUAGCCACGAGGUGGGUGAGAUCAAGAAGAAGCUGAACGAGGUGUACGCGGAGGCGCCGUACAGGCUGUGCUUCAUCAUCGUAUCGAAGCGCAUCAACACGCGCAUCUUCGUGGCGCGCGGCCGCGGCGAGAACCCGCAGCCCGGCACCGUCAUCGACGACGUCGUCACGCUGCCCGAGAGAUACGACUUCUUCCUCGUGUCCCAAAACGUGCGUGAGGGAACCAUCGCACCGACGUCUUACAACGUCAUCGAGGACUCGACUGGCCUGACCCCUGAUCAUAUCCAGCGGCUGACGUACAAGCUGACGCACAUGUACUUCAACAACUCGUCGUGCGUACGCGUGCCGUCCGUGUGCCAGUACGCGCACAAGCUCGCCUUCCUCGCCGCCAACUCGCUGCACAACCAGCCGCACUACUCGCUCAACGAGACCCUCUACUUCCUGUAGUGCAGUAGGUUACUAAUAUUAUAUCCGGCCAACAAGGUUCAUCUACUUACUUCGUACAAACACAUGUGAUGGCGGGAAUACCUACCAUUACGAUUAUCAUACGAGCUCAAGUUAAAUGAUCAAAAAAUAAAUCUAUGCCAUACAUAUUAUAAUAAUUCUAAUUUAAGGUUGUUUUGAAACUUAUGUUUGUUGAUUAUUCGUAUGUUUAAUUGUAGAACCUUCUGACGUCUUGUAUUUUGAAUCUAAUGAAACCGAGUUGUCUGGGGGUUAUGCUUCUUGGUCACAUUAUCUGUGGACCUCACUGGUAUGGUUGUGACGUCAUGGGCCAUUUGAAUGGGAAAAUGUGUAUGGUAUUCAAAUCGGUUAAGAAACUAGUCAGAUGUUGACCACCGCUAGUUUGUUCUUCGGUUUUUUAUUGUUAUUACAUUACAUUAGGCCUAAAACUUAAUAGACAUAAGAUACGAGUACAAGCCUGUAAAUUACCUAAACUUUUGAAUGCCAUCUUGCAAAACUACCUCUUUAUGUAUGGUACUGAGGCAUUCAAAGGGUUAUGACUAUUUGAUGUGAUAUUAUAUCUGAAGUCAACAAUUUGGUUGACCAAAGCAUAAAUUUUAACCUACUACAGGGUUAAAGGUCCAGUCUUCCUUACUUUAACCCCCUUAGCGCUAACGCUAGUGCCGCAUGCUUGCCUGAUAAAAAAUAUGGAGGCAGUGCGAGCGAAGAACGCGUUAAGUAUGUAAUAUUACGUCAAAGAAACGCCACCAAAUUAAACUUUCAGAAUUACAUUUUGAGUUAAGUAUUUUGACGAGUUACCCUCUUUGACGUGAUAAGUGCUAAUGUAAUGAUAUUUCUUGGAGUGAGACUACAAUGUAAGUUGGACACUACAUAGUAGUGAUCAGUGCAUUUAGAGAGUGGGCGCAGAUCCCUUUGGGAUUAGAAUAAGAGAAUCUCUUUAAUAUACACUUUUUGGAAUAUUUACACUGCGAACAUUCCAGAAGGUUUUGUUCGAAUUAUUAGUCGCUUCGAGGCGAAUAAAGUUAUCUUCGAUUUUAGAAUUGUUAGAUAAGUACAGAAUGUUGUAAACCCUAAGAUUUUAUGACAAUCAGUGUUUUUAAAUGCUUCGUCUGAUAAUUAUUUACGAUGCCAUCGGUCGCUGUUAGUUUCAGCAGACAUUUUCAAAAAAUUGUGUCAAAACUAUAAUAACGUUCUGAGUAAAUAAAUACGUGUCUUCUUUCUCAGUCCUAUGUCGCUAACGCUAACGUCAGUCAAUAAAACGUUAGUCGGUAACGGCUCAGCCACGACGCUACCUGCAACGGCAGCAGCGACAACCAUGGGAACGAAAGGUCCGAUCGCUGUGUCUCGCUCCAACCUAUAGUUAUCGCUGCCGCCGUCGCAAGUUGCUCAAUGUCGUGGCCGGGCCGUAAGUGUGGCGUAUUAACUCAGUACGUUAUUAUUAUGGACGAGGCCUUAAAGCUUUUAACGUUUUUAUUUGCAAAAUUAUUAAUUAUAUUUCAAGUUCAGUUAUUCCAGUAUUAGUAAGAUUGACCACUGGUUUAAGAGUUGAAAAGAUAAGAACUUGUUCUCAAAUUAUAAGAUGAUAUAUUCUUUGAUUUCGUAUUUGUUAGUGGCCAGGUCUUCGAGACUGUGCCCGCGUACCUAUUGCAAAAAAAUUGGGUGCUUUUUGCUCCUUAACAAUAAGGACCUUAAAAACUUUAUUAUUCAUAUAAAUAAAUAAUUACUUGAUGUGA
Molecule: messenger RNA, 4435 nt
Organism: Cydia fagiglandana
Lineage: Eukaryota; Metazoa; Arthropoda; Insecta; Lepidoptera; Tortricidae
Gene: aub
Product: piwi-like protein Siwi
Exons: 17
Coding region: 3-2687 (894 amino acids)
Biological process (GO): regulatory ncRNA-mediated gene silencing
Cellular component (GO): P granule
Molecular function (GO): RNA endonuclease activity; piRNA binding; protein binding
Source: RefSeq, a predicted model, not a curated record